Messenger RNA from Stereum hirsutum FP-91666 SS1, 1782 nucleotides. RefSeq lists its product as uncharacterized. The coding region runs from base 1 to 1782 and encodes 593 amino acids. Lineage: Eukaryota; Fungi; Basidiomycota; Agaricomycetes; Russulales; Stereaceae. The transcript has 2 exons. The record is from RefSeq and is a predicted model, not a curated record. Gene Ontology annotation, molecular function: protein binding.
AUGGAUUCGCCGUUUACUACCAUCGCUCAUCAUGGCUCCAGAGAGGUCAUAUGUGCAGCUUACGACAAAGAGAUUGCACGAGCGCUGAAUGCAUUAUUGGCCCUCAAAGCCAAACGAAACAGCGCCGCCCCUAUCUCGAUUCUUCCGGACGAAAUACUUUCCCUGAUCUUCCUACACUACGACACCGUCUCCAAGGCUGCUAUGAAAGGACACUGGGUCAGGCUCAUGCUCGUCUGCCGUCGGUGGCGCACCAUAUGCUUGAACCACGCGAAACUGUGGUCCUUCAUCUCACCAGGGCGUUCUCAAGACCGGAUUCGUCGCUCGCAGAGAGUACCUGAGGGUCCUUUAGCACUUCCAAUCGGAGCGAGGAUACAGCGUUCCGCCCAAGCUCCGCUGACUUGCGAUUUCCACCUUUCAUCCAACAAUCUCCCGGAAUUUCUCGACGUACUCAGGGGUAACAGCCACCGCAUCGGUCGCUUGCACCUCGUAGGCUAUCGUGAGGUCCUUGACAAGGCGUUCAGCGAAACUACGGACUUUCCUGCGCUCGAAGGUAUUGAAUUGGAGUACAAAGAUCCCUGGCAGUUUGAGGACGAUGACCAGAUCGAGUCCCGGAAUUGGACGUUGUCCGAGGCCUUUAUGGAUCGUAAUGUUCAACGUCUGCACUCAUUUCGCCUUCGCGCCGUUCAGCUUGCGGACAGUACAGGCUUCAACAUCCUCACCAAUCUUACCUCCCUCGAACUCUCCAAUGACGAGGAUCGCUCGACCGCCAUCCUACCUUCGCUUCAGGACGUCGUGUCACUUGUCUUACGCUCUCCUCGCCUCACAUCCCUACGUCUCACCGACUACUGGAGCGAAAACGAUACAGAAAUCAAAGCUCUAAAUCCCUUUCCUCCUAUGACGCUGUCCCACCUGGAGCGGCUCGUUCUCAACGGUGGAGCCGAUGCUCUUACGCUCCUCGCCAAGUCCCUCGUCAUUCCUCCCGCGGCCUCCCUCAAUUUCUUUCUACGAGGCCUCUUGGACGGAGAAAGUAUACGAAAGUUCAUCGUUCCUCUUCGACGUAUCCUGCAUCGGCCUGGUGUUCCAAUAAUCCGCUGCAUCGACAUCGAGCCCGCCUCUCACUUUCACAGCUUCCGAGUUUUUUCAGAGGACAUUCCACGCUACACUCGCGAUCAUUCAUCUACGCUCCUUGAAAUCACGUUCAGCUCAUCCACUUUCUUCACCGCGAGCAAGAUGUUCGUCAAGUUCAUACACAUGCUUCCGAUUCACCCGUCGUCCAACCUCAGCCUGUCAUUGACCAAAACCAUGUUCAAUCGGGGAGAACGUCUUUCGCUAGCAACGUGGAAGAUGUUAUGGAGGGCGCUGCCGCAGUUGAAGAGGGUGUCUAUCGGACUCACGGACGGAAUGGAUUUAAUGCUUCAGGGGCUGAUAGCGGUCUUGGAAGGCGGCGUGAAAGGCACUAGUGGGCGUAGACGACGAAGACUUGCCAGGACCGCUCCCUUGACACCUUCGACGCUCUCACUGCAGCCUCGCUGUCUUAGUGUGGACGGAGAAGAAGAGUAUAACCGGCGGUGUUUUGAGUGUCUGGUCGAGUCGCUGAAGAGAUAUCGGGAUAUGGAGCUGGUUGGAAAGCCGAGUGGGGUGGCUUGGGAUACGGUCAUCUAUGAACAAGUUUCGAACUUGAGCGGGACGGGAAUGUUGAAGGAAUAUUGGCCGAGGCUGAAGGACGUUACGAAGAUGCUGAAGUAUGAAGGUAAAAAUGCAGAAGGAGAUGGCCUCGUAUGA